Jatropha curcas is the source of this 1301-nucleotide messenger RNA. Its product is annotated as peroxidase N1. Gene Ontology annotation, molecular function: heme binding; peroxidase activity. Gene Ontology annotation, biological process: response to oxidative stress; hydrogen peroxide catabolic process. The record is from RefSeq and is a predicted model, not a curated record. NCBI's taxonomy places the organism in Eukaryota, Viridiplantae, Streptophyta, Magnoliopsida, Malpighiales, Euphorbiaceae.
GCCUACCAGUGAUACACGUACUGUUUCUUUAUUACAAAAGGCAAAAAAAAACCCAAAAAAAAAAAAAAAAUGGGCAUGCAUUUACUAGUGUUUAUUCUUGUUAACUGCAUGGUUGGUACUGUGGUACAGGGCCAAGGCACUCGCGUUGGGUUUUAUGCAACGACAUGUCCAAGAGCUGAAUCCAUAGUUAGGUCAACAGUCCAAGCUCAUUUCAAUUCCAAUCCCACAAUAGCUCCUGGUUUACUUAGGAUGCACUUUCAUGAUUGCUUCGUGCAAGGCUGUGAUGCUUCUAUCCUGAUCGAUGGACCUAAUACUGAGAAAACUGCUGGACCGAACCUUUUACUCAGAGGUUAUGAAGUUAUUGAUGAUGCCAAGACCCAGCUCGAAGCUGCAUGCCCUGGAAUUGUCUCUUGCGCUGACAUUCUAGCACUUGCUGCUCGCGACUCUGUCAUUUUGACAAAUGGACCAAGUUGGGCUGUGCCCACUGGACGCAGAGAUGGAAGGGUUUCAUCAGCGUCUGAUGCUGCAAAUUUGCCUGGCUUCACUGAUUCCAUUGCUGUCCAAAUACAGAAGUUUGCUGAUUUGGGUCUCAACACUCAAGAUCUUGUUACUCUUGUCGGAGGACACACCAUAGGAACCUCAGCUUGCCAAUUCUUUAGGUACAGACUGUAUAAUUUUACUACAACAGGAAAUGGUGCAGACCCAUCAAUCGAUCCAUCAUUUCUUCCUCAAUUACAGACACUUUGCCCGCAAAAUGGUGAUGCCUCAAGACGCAUAGCUUUAGACACGGGUAGUUCCAAUAGAUUUGAUGGAUCUUUCUUUGCAAAUUUGAGGAACGGAAGAGGAAUUCUUGAGUCUGAUCAGAAGUUAUGGACAGAUACCACCACAAGAACCUUUGUCCAACGCUUCUUAGGUAUCAGAGGAUUGGCUGGCUUGACUUUUAAUUUGGAGUUUGGAAGGUCUAUGGUUAAGAUGAGCAAUAUUGGUGUUAAAACUGGAACAAAUGGUGAGAUUCGCAGAACAUGCUCUGCCGUAAAUUGAAGAUUUGGUUGGCAUUUCAAACCUGGAAUGUUUUUACAAACGCAAGUCUUGCAUUUUCAAUUAUUAAUAUUAAUAUUAAUAUUAAAUGUCUAUUUGGAGUGAAAUUAAGCGUAAGCUGAUAGUAAGGUUGUAAUAAAUAUUUAAGAUGUAAUGUGUUGAAUAAGAGGGAGACAACAAAAUGGAUAUGGUUUCAACUCUCUUGUAUUAUAUGUUACUGUUAUUGCUCAAUCAUUUGAAAGCAAUGGCUAAAGUUGUCUUCA